Trematosphaeria pertusa is the source of this 1458-nucleotide messenger RNA. RefSeq names its product glycoside hydrolase family 93 protein. Bases 253 to 1371 code for a protein of 372 amino acids. NCBI's taxonomy places the organism in Eukaryota, Fungi, Ascomycota, Dothideomycetes, Pleosporales, Trematosphaeriaceae. The record is from RefSeq and is a predicted model, not a curated record. The transcript has a single exon.
ACUCUGGCAUGCUCUCGGUGUAUUGUUCGCACCCAUUCCCCGCAAUAUCGAGGUCCACAAUUUCUCCGAACCCAUAUUCCCCCGCAACAUCCCAGUAGACAUGCCAGGGACGACAUGUUUCCUGGGAGAAUGGUGUCGUAUUCCAGGAUCGAAACGAUGCAAUAAUAUCUUCACCUGCCCACUCUUCAAGCUUCUCUCCGUCGCAUUAUUAGACCUUGUUCAUCACGAGCAGGUUUGGCGACGGACUACAAGAUGAAGGUCACCAGCUUCCUCACUCUCCUGCCGUUUGUGGCUGCGUUACCCCAGCAAAGCGCUCCGUCUACCUUCUCCCGACGCGUCGUUUUCACACCGCCUUCCAACUACACGGAUCCACGUGUUCUCUACGCGCGCACCGCCCAGCUCCCUGACGGAGAUCUCCUGGCAACCUGGGAGAACUACAGCCCAGAACCGCCACCAGUGUGGUUCCCCAUCUACAAGUCUUCUGAUAAUGGAUACACUUGGAAGGAAAUCUCAAAGGUGACAGACCAGGCCUACGGCUACGGUCUGCGAUAUCAGCCCUUCCUCUACGUCCUACCUGAAGACUUCGCCGGAUAUCCCGCCGGAACCGUGCUCCUCGCCGGCUCGUCCAUCCCCACGGACCUUUCAAGCACGCACAUCGAGCUCUACGCAUCUCAGGACAAGGGCGUCACUUGGAAGUUCCUCUCGCACAUCGCAGCCGGCGGCGUUGCGAAGCCCACCAACGGGCUCACGCCAGUCUGGGAGCCCUUCCUGAUGAAGUACAAGAACACGCUCAUUUGCUACUACUCCGACCAGAGGGACAACGCAACGCACGGCCAGAAGAUGGUUCACCAGACCACCACCGACCUGAAGACCUGGGGCAAGGUCAUCGAUGAUGUCGCGUACCCAAAAUACACAGACCGUCCCGGUAUGCCCACCGUUGCUGAACUGCCCAACGGCAAGUACAUCAUGACCUACGAAUACGGCGGCGGCCCCGCCCUCUCAGGCUACCAAUUCCCCGUGUACUACAAGAUCGUUUCCGACCCCGAGAAGUUCGGCCCCGCGACGGGCGUUUCUCUCAAAGCAACCGACGGUACGAUUCCUAGCGGUUCGCCAUACGUGGUAUGGAGCCCCGUUGGUGGAGCGAAUGGAACGAUCAUCGUGUCGGGGCAUUCGAAUACCGAAAUCUUUGUGAAUACAGGGCUGGGAUCGGGGUCGUGGAGGAAAGUCAGCUCUCCAGAGGUGACGCAUUAUACGAGGCAUUUGAGGGUUUUGGGGGAUCCUCCGAAGUUGCUGAUCAUGGGUGGCGGGCAGCUGCCGCCGUCCACGACGAAUAAGGUGCAGCUGAGUGUGAUGGAUAUCAGUAAGCUGUGAAUGGUCAGAGGCGCGAUGACCGCAGCAGCAUAUCUAAGUUAGCACCUGUACAUGAAAUGAUUCCAUACCAAUAACGCCAUCGGUGCC